CAAUAUAGAAAAUGCUUUUAGAGUUUGUCAAUAAAGAAAAUAUUAAAAGGAGUCCUUAAACUUAUUGAUAACACUUCUCUGGUGAUGUAAUAAAAUAAUUGGAACAAAAAAAAUUAACUGAAAAAAACUGUUAAGAAAACAGUUGAAAUAUCAAAAUAAAUGAAAAAGAAAAAAAAGAAGGAAAAAAGAUAGGAAAGAAGACAGCAAAAACUAGAUGGCAAAAAAAUGUGAACAGGAAAGAGGAAUAUGCUUCAACAUAAAAGAGUCAAAUGUGGAAGAUUCUUAGGCGUCAUGCGCAUCUCUCUCUCUCCCAGAUUCUUUUGUUCUGCCUUUAUAAGCUGCCAUUUUCAAUCUCAAACUUUUCAACCAUAUAACGAGUUCAAUAUUAUAACUUCUUCUUGAAUCAAAAAAAUAAAAGAAAAUUGAGAAAGAAAGACCUUGCUUGACCCAGUUGCCACAUCUUUCUGGAAAUUGUGCAAGAUAUCACAUUUUCCAUUUGAUGCCAGCAUUCUUGCUGGCAACUAUACUGAUCGACAUUAUGAACCGGCAGAGUACAACAAAUCCUAGUAAAGCCCUUGAGGGUGUGCAUGGGAUACAUGUUGUGCCCCAUUCACCAUUUGCUUUGGAAGAGAUUACUCACCAGGGGGACUUCUCUCAGUCAACCUGUGGAAAUUUGGUCAAUAGAGCAAAUCAACAACUUUUACUGCAGAGAGCAUGGGAACAAAGACCCGGGUGUUUGAGGCCUAUCCGGUGCUGUAUUAAUGGUGAUAAGCAUCUUGCAGAAACAGUGGCUAACGUACUUACAUCACUUCCUUUUAUUGCUCUAGGACUCCAGGCUCCAAGAAAAAACCUGACUACGAAGAUGUAUGCUAACUCAUUAAUUGGAGUUGGAGUUGCCUCGAGUUUAUAUCAUUCUUCAAGAGGGAGAAUUAGAAAGUACUUGAGAUGGCUUGAUUAUACAAUGAUAGCAACAACGACUGUUUGUUUAUCAAGAGCCCUUAGAAAUGAGAACCCAAAGUUGCUGAUGGCAGCAUCUGCAGCAUUACUGCCUAUCAAGCCACUAAUGGUGUCUGUCGUUCACACAGGGAUGAUGGAGGUGGCAUUUGCAAAGAGAGCAUUAAAAGAUCCAGACUUAAGGAUGGCACAUAACCUGCAUAAAAUGUCAUCUUUGUUGGGAGGUGUACUUUUCAUUGCAGACGAUUUAUUUCCUUCUACUCCUUUCAUUCAUGCCGGUUGGCAUAUUGCUGCGGCUGUUGGUGUUGGCACAUGUAACAAGCUUCUGGAGUAGCUUGCAUAUAUCUCUCAGUAAUUAGUUUCUUGCUAUUCAUUUAUGGCCGGAACUGCAGCUUCAACUCAAAACCAACAUGGUUACAUUUUUGUGCCCCGUCUAGCUAAACGUCAGGUAUGAAGCCUUUCCUGUUCGGAGAUCAGCUUGUUGCAGUUCAGGGUCCAGCCCACAUUGGGUUUCCCAAUUAUUUCUUCCAAUUUACCGAUCUGUAUUCUUCCUGGCACGAGGAAAAAAGAUGUAGUAUUGCGCUGUCUAGAACAGCUAUUAUCCUAUGUUAAGGAUGUAAAUUCUUUGUAGAACAACGGUAAAUGUUUCAAUCUGUAUAUCAAAAUAACAAUUAAAAUCAAUGCAAUAAACCAGUUGCUUCUUGGUCA
Ricinus communis (castor bean) is the source of this 1662-nucleotide messenger RNA. RefSeq lists its product as uncharacterized. NCBI's taxonomy places the organism in Eukaryota, Viridiplantae, Streptophyta, Magnoliopsida, Malpighiales, Euphorbiaceae. The coding region runs from base 500 to 1288 and encodes 262 amino acids. The record is from RefSeq and is a predicted model, not a curated record. The transcript is spliced from 7 exons.